Oncorhynchus mykiss (rainbow trout) is the source of this 3958-nucleotide messenger RNA. Its product is annotated as PRELI domain-containing protein 1, mitochondrial. The record is from RefSeq and is a predicted model, not a curated record. Gene Ontology annotation, cellular component: mitochondrial intermembrane space. NCBI's taxonomy places the organism in Eukaryota, Metazoa, Chordata, Actinopteri, Salmoniformes, Salmonidae.
CUCUGCUCUUGGUCGCACCGGAUAUGUCGUUGUUCUUGACCUUCCCUUUCAAUUGGCCGGAAUCAGUCUGUCGUGUAGCUGCAAGCUACAUUCUUCUAGAAGUAGUAGAAAAAUGCAAUUAUCUCCGCUGUAAAUGGUAUUGCCAACGAGGUAUUUACCAAAGUGUACAUAUAAAGUCGUCUUUUUACGGGAACAAUGGUGAAGUACUUUGCCUGUGUGGGUCUUCUGAAAAGUUCCUGGGACCAAGUCUGCAUCGCUUUCUGGGAGCGAUACCCCAACCCCUACAGUAACCAUGUCCUAACGGAGGACAUCAUCUUCAGGGAUGUAACUCCCGGUAACCGUCUGGUCUCUAGGCGACUGCUGACCAAAACUAACCGCGCCCCUCGCUGGAUGGAGAAGUACCUGCCGGUUACCAUGGCCAGGCACGCCUACAUCAUCGAGGAUUCCAUCGUGGACCCCCAGAACAGAACCAUGACAACGCUGACUUGGAACAUCAGCCACGCACGCAUGAUGUCUGUGGAGGAGCGUUGUGAGUACAGAAUUAACCCUGACAACACCAGCUGGACGGAGAUUAACAGAGAGGCCUGGAUCUCGUCUAACCUCUACGGGCUCUCCAGAGCUAUACAGGAAUUCGGCCUUGCCCGGUUCAAGACCAGUGUUGCAAAGACCAUGAAAGGGUUUGAAUACGUCCUGGCCAAAAUGCAAGGUGAUACCCCCUCCAGGACCCUGACUGAGCAUGCUACGGAGAGGGCCAGGGAGACGGCUCUAGCAGCUAAGGAGAAAGCCAAAGACCUGGCCUCACAGGCUCACAAGAAACAACAGUAUGUCUGAGCUGCCAGUGUAGGGUGAAGUUUACCCUAGAUGCUGAUAUGGUUAAGAUUAGGAUUGGGGCAGGGGAAGCUGAUCCUAAAUGUCUUUCUAGAAACUUUAUCCUGGAGCCCGAGGUGCCAGUGGGAGGAAGUAGACAUUGGCCACUCAGAUCUGCCUGGAUUCAAAGACUAUUCAAGAAUAAUUUCAACUACUUUAUCUGGGAUCGAUUUUAAGUAUGCCUGGAACCAAUAGAAUGCUGAAAACCCCUGCUCAUCUGGCACUCCAGGCAGGCACAAGAAAUUACAAAAAGUAAAAAUAAAUUUAAAAAAGUUAAAUAGUAUUUGAACCCAGAUCUGUUUGUCCCUAACUGCUGGACCAGAGUCAGAUCUUAUUUACCCCCCUUGUGAUUACAUUUGGAGGUAGGGGAAUCUGAUCCCAGAUCUGUGAUUAAGGUUGCAAAAUUCCGGUAACUUCCAGAAAUACCAGUUGGAAGAUUCCCGGAACAAUAUAAUAUAUUAGUAGUAAUAUAUAUAUAUAUAUAUUAAUAAAAUAUAUUCAUAAUAUAUAUUAAUAUAUAUAUAUAGUAUAAUAAGGUAAUAAGCUGGAAAUCUGAAUUCCUCCAACCAGGAUUUCUGGAACGUUUCUGGGAAAUGUUGUAAAUGCUUUGAAGAAAUGUUGCUACUCUCGGUGUGACUGAGCUCAGGACCAUUACAGUUAAAAGCUUGAUUUGAUUCAAAUGUGGUCGGAGGCAAUUACUGCUCCUCCGGAGGCGGAGUCUUAAUCAAACUCCGCCUCUUAAAUGUUGUAACAAUGCAGAGGUCUCGGUAUAGCUCCGCAUUGACAUGAUUGGUUGACGGUAAGCGGGGGGGGGGGGGGGGGGUCCUGUAUUAACACAAACUCACUGCCAUGACAACUUCCUUCACAGCAGUUCUGCGUAACGCAAAAAAAAGUAUGUUUUGCUCUGACUUCUGCAGAGGCUGCAACACAGUAAGCGGUGUACGGGCCACUACAGAUGACGUUUUGACCAUACAGAGCUUUUUAGACUUUGUCUUCUACCACAAAGUGUCUAGGGUCACAAUAGUCCUAGCUAGCGUCCUUGUCUCCUUUCCUUCAGGACAGGUAGGUGAAGGCACUGGGCUUGUUUACAUUCUACUUCCUCCACGUGGGCGUGGUCUUAUCAGUUGGGGUGUAGAUGCUAAUCUCAAUGAGACAAACCUGCAGAAAUGAAGGUUACAUACCAGUAGCAGAAAGUGGCCGCGACGAGGCUCAACGCUGUGGAAGUGGUGACUGUACAUCACAGAAUGUAAACUGACUGUAAUGGUUGGAGGUAUGCGGCAGCAUUAGGGACAGGACCAGUCUCACCCAGCAGGUGGUCUACUGUGCACGGCCGACGUCGGUCUUGUCCUCUUUUUUUAAAUUUUUUUUAUCGGGAGCGAGUACAAGAGCCUGGUUCGUGUCUCUAGAAAUGACUCGUGACUCUAGUUAGGUUUCCAUCUGGCUGUUUUUGUGACCAACUGAAUAAUUUCAUCGUCUUAAAGUCUAACCACCACGAGGAUGUAGUUCCGCACAGUGAAGCAGGUCCUUAGACGCUGAUAUUGGGUCAGUUUACCAUUUCCCCCCCACUAAUGUCUACGGUUAGGAUUGGGGGAGGGGGAAGCUGAUCCUAGACCUGGAGGCCUACCCAACAUUCCCUCCCAACUCAAAGGGUGUAUCCCAAAUGACACCCUUAUUCACACCCUAUGUAGUGUACUACUUUUUACCAGAGUCCUAUAGACCCUGAUAUCAAGUAGUGUCCCAGAGUCCUAUAGACCCUGAUAUAAAGUAGUGUCCCAGAGUCCUAUAGACCCUGAUAUAAAGUAGUGUCCCAGAGUCCUAUAGACCCUGAUAUAAAAUAGUGCCCUAAAUAGAGAAUAGGGUGCCAUUUUGGGACUGAGCCUCAGUGCUCUCUUCUCUUCAGCUCUUUAACCUCUUGUGCUCUUCUGUCUUCUCUGUCACAGGAAGCAUUUCUCCUGUCUGUUGUAAUUCAUUUACCUUCAUAUAGUUGUGUUUCUCACACUGUAGAUGAGACUGACUACAUAUCUUCAUUUACAUUUGUGUUUUAGCCUUACGAUUUUAAAUAUUCAUGUCUUUCAUUUCAAAAUCCAAUCUUUUUGUUUCUGCUAGCUGGACUGCUCAAAAAAAAAGCACAUGUCAAAAGAAAUCUCUUGAUUCAUCUCUCUUCGCUGAUAUAUUCUUUAUUUUUAGUUAUGGCGUUUUCAUUUCAUUGCUUCAGAUUUAAAGUUGUUACAAGUGUGAUGAGAGGGGUCCACGUUGCUUGAAAGUGAACCUCGCUCUUGACAUUGUGAACAGACAGGAUUGCCCGUCGACAUCGAAGUCUGUAUGAGGCAUGCUUGAAGAAAUUAGCUCCAGAAAGUGAGUCAAAUUGCUGAAGUUGUAAAUGACACUUAGAGACAUCCUGGGUGUGACUGGGUUUUUUUUUAAUUAUUUUUUUCAGCCUCCCUCUUUGGGCUGGUUGUGUCUGUAGUUUAAUCAGUAAUGCUCGAGGGGUCGUUGGCACGUGGCCAAUAUACCACAGCUAAGGGCUGUUCCUAAGCCAUAGAUCACAUACCCAGAGGUGCCUUAUUGCUAUUAGAAACCGGUUGCCAACGUCAUUAGAGCAGUAAAAAAUGACAUCAUGUUUUGUCAUAUCCAUGCUAUACGGUCUGAUUAUACCACGGCUGUCAGCCAAUCCUCAUUCACGGCUCGAACCACCCAGUUUAUAAACAUGCAGAAUUACUGUCUUACCUCAAUUAGCCAUGAAAUCCCUCGUUUCUAACCCCUUUUCCGCCACAUGGGCCAGAAAUGAGUUGUAGUCCGCGGGCUUCAGCCCCUUUUUGACAUUUUGAGUGACAGCUAGCAAGAUGCUAACGCAGCAGAGAGGGGAGCGAUGGCGUGGUCCACAUACGUGAUGUAGUACACAAUAUUCGGGGACCACUUUUGGCUUGUGAGUUGCUCCUAUCAGAUCCACUGGCCGAAAGGGAAACAAAAAGUACUGUUGAAUCAUUAUUAUUAUUAUUAUUAUUUUCUUUAAAUGAAUGCAUACAAAUUAUGAAUCUGUUUAUGUUUGAGCUUAUUGAUGAAUACCAAUAAAAUAUUUUAUGUUACUGGA